Ornithodoros turicata is the source of this 1296-nucleotide messenger RNA. RefSeq lists its product as uncharacterized. The transcript is spliced from 6 exons. NCBI's taxonomy places the organism in Eukaryota, Metazoa, Arthropoda, Arachnida, Ixodida, Argasidae. The record is from RefSeq and is a predicted model, not a curated record. Gene Ontology annotation, molecular function: acyltransferase activity, transferring groups other than amino-acyl groups. Bases 271 to 1233 code for a protein of 320 amino acids.
CAAAAGAGCAUAGCGCAUCGCAUACUGUCCCCCUCAUUUGCAUUGUUGCCUUACCAUGCAAAGACGCAAAACAAGGCUCAUUCGUCUUCCCUACGUGCUCACCGUUUCACGGCGCUAAGUUUACAUUUCAUUUAAGAAGAAAGGGAAGAAGAAGCACGGCGACGAUAUCAACAACUCAACGCCGCUUAGAGUGGACACAAAAUUUCUGAACCACCGUUGUAUCAGACAUUUAGCGUUGCCAAUUAAGUAACGGGUCAAGUUCAAAUCGAUAUGGCUACCGGAGAAGCGGUGAAACAGAGUGACAAGAAGGACCCACCUGCAGCAACAAACCUGGAAGCGCUGCAUGUUCAUAGGCUUCCACUUUCGGAGAAGAAAUACACGAUCCGGGAGCUGCGUCUGGAAGAGCUGCCUCAGCUGAUUGAGCUCUGGAAGAAGGUGGGCUUCAUGGUGAGCGAGUACUGCAUACGAUCGCUCUGGCAGUCAGAUCCCAGUGGGAUCUACGGUGCAGUCUCUGAUGGAGGCGAAAUCCUUGGGUCGUGCUGUAGCCCUUUCCUGGGUGAGAGCAUGGCCAAACUUUGUUUCCACGGCGUACGCCCAGAAUACCGUCUGCAGGGCUUGGGUACCCAGCUCUGCGACAAAGCUAUGGAACACGUUGGAGACUGCAAUGUCUUCACGUUGUGCAUACCUGAACAUGAACAUAUCUAUGUGAACCGGUACCAGCUUAACGUCAGCCCGAGGGUGUUCCAGAUUUUAGGCCCUGGUAUUCCACGCAUGCGCAGCGUCCUGUCUUCCGUACCUGGCAUCACACUGGUAGAGCUCACACCAGGUCUGAAGGAUGCCCUCAUGGAGUACGACAACGAAGUUUCCGGGUACAGCAGGUUCACAGCCCUGGAACACUUCGUACAAGAACCUGCCGCACUAGUUCGUGUUGCAUUGCGAGAUGACAACCAGAUCGCUGGCUUUGGCAUUAUCUCCGAAAGCAUCCACGGCCCAGCCAUCGUACGCACUAUUUGUGCCGAUGCUCCCGACAUUGCCGAGAUGAUUCUUGGCCACCUGUUCAAGCAUUUUGCUACGGUGUGGACGCACGGAGUUUGGAUGGUCAGCUGCAUUCAGACUUACGAGACGCACAAUGUUCUCAAGAAGUUCGGUCUCAAGUCCAUCCAUGAGAUGAAACUGCUGCGUCGCCGACCUGUCUUUGACAAUGACCUCGCCCGAGUCUACGCCGCGUACUGAUACGAAGGAAAUGUGAAGUCGCGGCUGGCAUUGUAUAAAUAAAGCUAUACACGUUCAUAUUGC